Podospora bellae-mahoneyi is the source of this 1680-nucleotide messenger RNA. RefSeq lists its product as uncharacterized. The record is from RefSeq and is a predicted model, not a curated record. The coding region runs from base 1 to 636 and encodes 211 amino acids. The transcript is spliced from 3 exons. Lineage: Eukaryota; Fungi; Ascomycota; Sordariomycetes; Sordariales; Podosporaceae.
AUGAGAACCUCAUCACCAAUCUUCCUCCUCUUGGGAGCAGCACUCGCAUCCCCAAACGUAAUAGACGACUUUGUCGGCCAAGGCCAAAUUCACGUCCUCAACUCGAGCUCCUACGUCUCGGCCGACCCGGCAACAGACACCAUCGGCUGUCUGACCGCGUCGGGAUUGCUGUCCAAAUCCAACUGCGCCACAUUCACACGGACGGAAAGCUACCCCUACAUGCUCGUCUCGUCAAGGGGCGUCUGUACGUUCAACGACAAGAGCAUGCCCAACAACAAGGACAGCUACUACGGCAAGAACACGUACGCGUGGCACUGCCUCGAGGGGGCCGAGGCCGGGAUUGAUGGGGAGAGGUAUUAUACUAUUCAAGGAUUCAAACACCCAUACCUCUGCAACGGGAACCUGGGGUGCUACUACGACAUCCCGGAUGCUCCGGAAAGUGAUGACGAUAGCGGGGAUAGUUUCUCGGUUCAGGAGGUGGGCAAGACGAAGGCUGUGCAGCCAGUGUGGCAGUUCUUUUGGGGAGCCCAUCAGAUGGGGAUCACGCCGGGGCAUUUGCAGGUGUUGUGGCUUUGGGUGCCGGUUAAGGGGAAGGAGAAGAGAGAUGAUGGGGAGCAGCGGAGGUUGGCUCAAUAGGUCCAGCUCCCUAAUGAGGAGCUUCAGGGGGUCGGUCGGUCCUCAAAGGGGCCGAUCCUCAGGCUGAGGUGUCUUGGGGCGGUGUGAGGGAUAGUAUAUAGUGAUUUUUGCCAAGUAGGUAGCAGAGGGAAGGAACGAUGUAGGUUGGUCUAGGGGGUUUCUACCUAGUUAAGGUCUUGCUGGCCAAAAGUCUCUUGCCAAUAUUCCACCUUGGAAAAUUGAAAACCUUCGACCGACUGUCAUCUGUUACUCUUCUUUUGGCGUACAUUCUCUUCUUGAAUUCUACACAACAAACCUGACGGGAUGCAGGACCACAAAGCCUUUACGGCCGCCGUGCGAGCCAGAAAUGCUUGGGCUCGUGAGAAAUGGCUGAACGAAGAAAACAAGUAUGAUCGACCGCAGAAGCAAACCACUGAUUAUUAAAGAGAGCCACCCUUCGACUCUGAGAGCCACAAUGACGGCGAUAUCACGAUCAAGUUGGAAGACAGGAACCCCAAGAUCACACCCGAGACAUAGCUGCCCUGAAGGAGUGGCACGAUCAGCUCGACAACACUCGCGAGGACCGACUUGUGGAGGUCCUGUCUCGAUGGCACAUGACUCAAUGUUAUCAAGCCAAGACCCAUGUGAAACGCCGGGAGGACGUCUAUCUUUGCUCGGAGUGGAAGCACAGGAUUUACACCAUUAUCGGCCACCGCUUGCCGAACGCCAUUUAUCGCCAGUUUCACAAGUUGCAGCACCCCAACUCUGAGGUCUGCCGUCAUACUCCGGAUUGCAUCUCCUGGAGCAAGAUCCAGAAGCAAUAUAUGCGACGCAAAGACGAGAUUGACGCUAAGUUCAACAAAUUGUCAGGGGAAGCCACCCCCUAGUUGAGGACUGCUUUAUUCGCAGGGACAAUGGUCAAUUGUGUCCACUUAGCCUCACGGGCUUGGUAUCAACCUGGUCUCCCUACUACGCCAACCAGCAAUGCGUCCAAAUCAAAACUCACGUCGUCCAAACACCCCAUGACCAGCCUUGGAUGACUGUUAUCGAGAUUCUCGACCGAGG